CCUGUAUAGGCAGAGUGGGCGCGGUCAAAGGACUCUCAGGUAGAUUUCCACAGAGCACAGGUGUGGCGGAACAAGUUUCCUGUUCAGACAACAAUCAGAAGACCCUCCUGUCAUCAUCAUGGCUUCUUUAUGGGACGACCUGGACGACCUGGUGAACAAACCUUCAUCCUUCUCUGCUAAAGGCGGUGAGAGAGGAACCAUCAAACCCAACGCUCACUUUGAUGCUGGAGACGAUGCUGAGGCUCUGAAGAAGGCCAUGAAAGGAAUUGGCACCAAUGAGAAGACUCUGAUCGACAUCCUGACCCACAGGAGCAGCGCUCAGAGACAGCUCAUCAGUGAGGCUUAUCAGGCGACCACAGGCACAGCAUUGGUGGACGACCUGAAAGGAGAAACUGGCGGGGACUUUGAGGAUCUGUUGGUGGCGCUGGUGACGCCUCCUGCAGUGUACGACUGUCAUGAAGUGAUGAGAGCCAUGAAGGGAGGAGGGACCGUAGAAAGCGUCCUGAUCGAGAUCUUUGCCUCCAGAUCCAACGAACAGAUCCAAGCUCUCAACAAGGUCUACCUGACAGAAACGGAGAAGAUGGUGACCCUCGACAUGAAGUCCGAAAUUUCCGGAGACUUCGGCGAUGCUCUGCUCGUGCUGGCCGAGGGUCAGAGGGACGAGAGCACCACUGUGGAUACACAGAAGGCUAAAGAAGACGCCAAGACCCUUUAUGAAGCCGGGGAGAAGAAGUGGGGAACCGAUGAGUCUAAGUUUAUUGAAAUCCUCUGUCAUAGGAGCAUACCUCAGCUCAGACAGACUCUUGUGGAAUAUAAGAACAUCAGUGGAAAGACUCUGCAGCAGAGCAUCGAGGGAGAAAUAUCUGGAGAUCUGCAGGAGCUGCUGGUGGCGAUAGUGAAGUGUGUGAAGAGUGUCCCGGCUUACUUUGCAGAGCUUCUCUAUCAGAGCAUGAAGGGCUGUGGAACAGAUGAGUGGACUCUGAACAGGGUCAUGGUGAGUCGGUCUGAGAUCGACCUGCUGGACAUCCGAGCAGAGUUUAAGAAGCUGUACGAGUACUCGCUGCACUCGGCCAUCGAGUCUGAUGUGUCGGGGGAGCACGGGGACGCUCUGAAGCUGAUCUGUGGAGGAGACGACUAACACACCUGAGCUCACCUGAACCCUCAGUACCCAUCUCUCUCUGUCUUCACUGACUCACCUGAACCCUCAGUACCCAUCUCUCUCUGUCUUCACUGACUCACCUGAACCCUCAGUACCCAUCUCUCUCUGUUCCUUCACUAACUCACCUGAACCCUCAGUACCCAUCUCUCUCUGUCUUCACUGACUCACCUGAACCCUCAGUACCCAUCUCUCUCUGUUCCUUCACUAACUCACCUGAACCCUCAGUACCCAUCUCUCUCUGUCUUCACUAACUCACCUGAGGCCUCAGUACCCAUCUCUCCCUGUCUUCACUGACUCACCUGAACCCUCAGUACCCAUCUCUCUCUGUCUUCACUGACUCACCUGAACCCUCAGUACCCAUCUCUCUCUGUUCCUUCACUAACUCACCUGAACCCUCAGUACCCAUCUCUCUCUGUCUUCACUAACUCACCUGAACCCUCAGUACCCAUCUCUCUCUGUUCCUUCACUAACUCACCUGAACCCUCAGUACCCAUCUCUCUCUGUCUUCACUAACUCACCUGAACCCUCAGUACCCAUCUCUCUCUGUUCCUUCACUGACUCACCUGAACCCUCAGUACCCAUCUCUCUCUGUCUUCACUGACUCACCUGAACCCUCAGUACCCAUCUCUCUCUGUCUUCACUGACUCACCUGAACCCUCAGUACCCAUCUCUCUCUGUUCCUUCACUAACUCACCUGAACCCUCAGUACCCAUCUCUCUCUGUCUUCACUAACUCACCUGAGGCCUCAGUACCCAUCUCUCUCUGUCUUCACUAACUCACCUGAACCCUCAGUACCCAUCUCUCUCUGUCUUCACUGAUUCAGGACUCUGCUGUCUAUUAGAGGUGCAUGUGAAUAAAGUGUGCAGAGGGUAAUCAGUAAUGUACGCCUGUUUGUGUUUCAGUCUGACGUUGGAGGAGAUUAUAGAAAGAUUCUGCUAAAGCUCUGUGGAGGAGAUGAUGAUUAACAUCAUGUCUGUUUAUCUUUCUGCUCUUCAAAAACGUGAACGUUAAAACAACUGGAAAUAAUAAAAUGACUCUGAUGAGGUA
Messenger RNA from Labrus mixtus (cuckoo wrasse), 2206 nucleotides. It is a transcript of the gene anxa3a, whose product is annotated as annexin A3a. The transcript has 14 exons. The coding region runs from base 119 to 1138 and encodes 339 amino acids. NCBI's taxonomy places the organism in Eukaryota, Metazoa, Chordata, Actinopteri, Labriformes, Labridae. Gene Ontology annotation, molecular function: calcium-dependent phospholipid binding; phospholipase inhibitor activity; calcium ion binding. Gene Ontology annotation, cellular component: cytoplasm. The record is from RefSeq and is a predicted model, not a curated record.